Molecule: messenger RNA, 309 nt
Organism: Rotaria sp. Silwood1
Lineage: Eukaryota; Metazoa; Rotifera; Eurotatoria; Philodinida; Philodinidae
Source: the annotation of a GenBank genome assembly
AUGGGAAAUUGUAAUAUUGAUGUCGAAAGAGAUUAUGAAAAAGCUGAUCAACUACUUGAGUGGAUAGAUUCGUAUCUUCUUAAGCCCGUAAUUCCUAAUUCUAACAUAUCACUUCGUUCAAAUCGUACAAUAGAUUAUGCUGUAACUACAGGUGACGAUUUAACAAUGCAAACACGUGAAGGUGUUACUAGCAGUAACCAUAAACCCUUAUUAUGUGUAUUUGCAGAUGAUGGUGUCCCAAAAAGUAAUGUAUCUCGAACAGUAUGGUCAGUCUUCUUGUUAUUCUUAUCUUAUACAUAUGAGUGUUGA